AUGGGGAAGAAGCGGACUCAUGCCGAGACGAAAAAUGGCUUCACGAAGCCGCCGCCGGACAAGGACCGGAUGAGCCACAAGGACAAGAAGAAAGAGAGACGGAAGAAUGGCGAGGAGAAGAGGCAGAAACCUGCACUGCUGUUUACACCCCAACCAGAAUGGCACGCGGUCGAGCUACCCGAGCUACCAACGAUCGAAAACCCCGUCAUUCCUCCGCGCCAUGUCAUUGACGAGCUUCACCACUAUGCCGAUGGCCUUCUGGAAGCAGAGGCGACCGAAUAUGCGGGGUCCUCGUUGUCCCAGGACUCGUCCCAUAAGUUCUUGUCUACCAUUAUGUCCUCGGGAACCAUGGAAGAUAAAGUCUCGGCCCUGACGUUGCUCGUUCAAGAGUCGCCCCUACAUACUACGAAUGCUUUUGAGCAGCUGCUUAACCUUUCGAAGAAGAAGAGCAGGAAUCAGGCCUUGAUGGCUUUGGGCGCGUUGAAAGAUCUCCUCGGCCAGGGUGUCGUGCUUCCGCCGGACCGAAAACUGAAGGCAUUUGCAAGACAGUCUGGCCUUAUCUGCGCACUGCAAGGGAAGGUUGCCAAAUGGGAACCAGGCGACAAGCUGCCCGGCAACAUCCAGAAGAUCCAUUUGAUCGCAUGGGCGUACGAGGACUGGCUCAAGAAGCAGUAUUUCGAGAUGCUUAAGAUCAUGGAAGGAUGGUGCAAUGACGAAGUCGAAUAUUCACGGAACCGGGCAUUACAGUUCGUUUGGGAGUUGCUGAAGGAGAAGCCUGAGCAAGAAGAGAAUCUACUUCGGCUCCUCAUCAACAAGCUUGGUGACAAGGAGAAGAAGGUCGCAUCCAAGGCAUCUUAUCUCCUCCUGCAGCUGCAAGUCACCCACCCGCUUAUGAAGAGCGUCAUCAUCAAUGCGAUCGAAUCAGAUCUGUUGUUUCGGCCAAACCAGAGCGCCCAUGCAAAGUACUAUGCAGUCAUCACGCUUAAUCAGACAGUCCUAAGCACAAAAGAGCAAGAAGUAGCUAACAAGCUUUUGGAAAUAUAUUUUAGUCUCUUUGUUGGAUUGUUGAAGAAACAGAAGGAUAAAGAAACCGAGGAGAAGAAGCUGAAUAAGAAUGGCCUCAUUCAGGGUGGUGGUGGCAAACCUGGCAAGAUGGCUCGAAAGAAGGCUAAAAGGGGAGCAACAGAGGCUUACAAGUCCGAGGAUGAAAUGAAGGAGAAAUUGAUCGCUCAAGUCCUGACGGGCGUCAACAGAGCAUUUCCUUUCGCCAAGACUGACGAUGAGAAGUUUGGAGAGAAACUCGACACCAUCUUCGAAGUCACUCAUUCGUCUAAUUUCAAUACUAGUAUUCAGGCUUUAAUGCUUAUCCAACAGAUCUCAACAACUCAACAUUUCUCCGCCGAUCGCUUCUACCGAACUCUUUACGAAUCUCUCUUAGAUCCACGGCUCAUCACCUCCUCCAAGCAUAUCCUAUACCUGAAUCUCCUAUAUCGGUCCCUGAAAGCGGACGUCAGCAUCAAGCGAGUCAAAGCGUUUGUGAAGCGAUUACUUCAAAUUAUCCAUUUGCAUGAACCACCAUUCAUUUGUGGCGUCCUAUACCUCAUUAAUGAGCUCAUCGCCAGCUUCCCUAGCAUUAAGUCGAUGCUUUCCACACCCGAGGACAACGCUUCGGACAGUGGAGAAGAGCAUUAUGACGAUGUACUAGAAGACUCGACGGCUGCCAACAGUAUAGAGCCUUCCAAGCAUCCUCAUUACGAUUCCAAGAAACGAGAUCCGGACCAUGCGCAUGCAGAUCUAUCUUGCCUGUGGGAGCUUCUUCCGCUGCAGGCACACUACCACCCAUCGGUCCACGUUCUCGCUUCCAAGCUCCUCAAUUCGGAGCCCAUGAAGGAGAAACCAGAUCCAACGAUCUACACUCUCAUGAACUUCCUCGACAAGUUCUCCUUCAGAAACCCGAAGACCAAGGCGCAGGUCUCACACGGUACAUCCAUCAUGCAGCCCAUGUCUGGCACCUCCAAGGCAGCCGACUAUCUCAUCACACAACGAGAAAGCGGCAAGCGUGAGGAGGCUGUUAAUUCCGAACAAUUCUGGCGUAGAAAAGUGGAUGAGGUUCGAGUAGACGAGGUCUUCUUCCAUACCUACUUUGAAAAGGCAGGCAAGGCGAAACAGGCCAACAAGAAAGAGAAAAAGAAGAGGAAGGGCAAGGAUGAGGGGAGCGAGUCAGACGGUGAGGAAGAGAUUUGGAAGGCAUUAGUCAAUAGUCGUCCAGAGAUUGAGGGAGGGGAUGACAGCGAUGAAGGAUUCAGCGAUCUAGACAUGGGCGACAUGAGUGACGAUGAAGGCGAAAGCGGAGCUGACAUUGAUGAAGGUGUGGAGCUGAACCUCGGAAGCGAUGAUGAAGCGGUCGAGGACACCGACAUGAAACAAGACGGCGAAGAUGAGGAUAUGGAUGAAGCGUUUGACCUUGACGACGAAGAGGCUUUAGUAGACAGUGACGAGGAUAUACCCAUUGAUUUCGACAUGAAUGGCAAUUUGGAUGUCGAAGAGCCUGCUCUUUCCAGGUCCAAGGGAGAUACAAAGGACCAAGAUAAGGAGAAGAAAGGCAAGAAGAAGAGGAAGCUCAAGCACCUCCCGACCUUUGCCUCCGCAGAGGACUAUGCGAAGUUGCUAGGUGAUGAUAACGAGUAG
Messenger RNA from Lindgomyces ingoldianus, 2688 nucleotides. RefSeq names its product CBF-domain-containing protein. Bases 1 to 2688 code for a protein of 895 amino acids. Lineage: Eukaryota; Fungi; Ascomycota; Dothideomycetes; Pleosporales; Lindgomycetaceae. Gene Ontology annotation, cellular component: nucleus. The transcript has 3 exons. The record is from RefSeq and is a predicted model, not a curated record.